Molecule: messenger RNA, 633 nt
Organism: Colletotrichum truncatum
Lineage: Eukaryota; Fungi; Ascomycota; Sordariomycetes; Glomerellales; Glomerellaceae
Source: RefSeq, a predicted model, not a curated record
AUGUCAGCAGAGGGCAAGAAGCCGGAAACGGCUAGCAAGGAUGCUACGCCCAGCAACCCUCGAGGUAUUCCCAAGGCGCCGUUCGUCGACAAGGUCGAGGACUACGUCACGACUCGCGAAGAUGUUGAACCGACCCUGCGUAACUUUCAAGAGAUGAUUUCGAAAUAUCAGUUCAUGGAACUGAACCUCCAGAAGCGGAUGGCUGGUUUGAAGGACAAGAUCCCCGACAUCCAGAAGACUCUCGACUCUGUGCAGUUCUUGAAGCUCAGACAGGUGGGAGCUAUACGAUCUGACGAGGAGGAGCCGAUUGAGACAACUUUUGAACUCAAUGACACGCUGUACUCCAAGGCGAAGAUUCCGGCCACCGACGAGGUGUAUAUCUGGCUAGGCGCAAACGUCAUGCUAUCAUACCCCAUUGACGAAGCCGAGACUCUUUUGGAAUCCAAGCUGUCAACGGCGAAGCUGAGCUUAUCAAAUUGUGAGGAGGACCUGGACUUCCUCAGGGAGCAGAUCACGACUAUGGAGGUUGCGAUCGCAAGAGUUUACAACUGGGAAGUUGUUCAAAAGCGCAAAGACAAGGACGAAGGAAAAGGCGCUGAGAAGGGCAAGGACAAGGUCGAGUCGAACGGCUAG